This is a messenger RNA of Hyla sarda, 1852 nucleotides long. RefSeq names its product vesicle-associated membrane protein 2-like. Gene Ontology annotation, cellular component: plasma membrane; SNARE complex. The coding region runs from base 121 to 465 and encodes 114 amino acids. Gene Ontology annotation, biological process: SNARE complex assembly; vesicle fusion; vesicle-mediated transport. Lineage: Eukaryota; Metazoa; Chordata; Amphibia; Anura; Hylidae. The record is from RefSeq and is a predicted model, not a curated record. The transcript has 5 exons. Gene Ontology annotation, molecular function: SNAP receptor activity; syntaxin-1 binding.
UAGGACUCCAGCCCUCCCCUCUGCACAGCCCUGGAUGUCAGUGACGUCAUUGACAGCCACCUUUUGUCAGAAGCUGGAGAAGAAGGAGCUGCAGCAGCACCCUGAACAGCACCCUACAAGAUGUCUGCCCCAGAUGCUGCACCUGUUGAUGGCUCCGGAGAAGGAGGAGCACCCACAGGUCCCCCCAACCUCACCAGUAACAGGAGGCUGCAACAAUCACAGGCGCAGGUCGAUGCGGUGGUCGAUAUUAUGCGUGUGAAUGUAGACAAGGUUUUGGAACGAGAUCAGAAGCUGUCCGAGUUGGAUGACCGCGCGGACGCUCUCCAGGCCGGAGCCUCGCAGUUUGAAAGCAGCGCGGCCAAACUCAAGCGCAAGUACUUUUGGAAGAACGCCAAGAUGAUGAUCAUUUUGGGAGUGAUAUGCGCUGUCAUCCUUAUCAUAAUUGUUGUUUACUUCACCACCUAAGGACAUCGUUUUUCUCCCCGCCUCACUGUCUAAUUUUUCUACCCUCUUCACCGGAUCGAUCAUCGAUACCCCUAGCUUGAACUAUGCAGAAGACAACAUAAUUUUCCCCCUUUUUUUUUUUCUGUGUCUACCCCAUCCCCUCCUACUGCAGAGAAGUGGGGACAUAUUGGGUCAGAUUCACUCUGGCGUAAUUUGUGCCAAAAAAAAAAAAAACUGGCUUGCAUGACUCAUUACAGGAUUUAUUAUGUGUUUUAGACACAUUUUAGACACUUUUGUGCCUUGUUUGACAAAGGGGCGUGCCUUAUCGUAAAAGAGGGCGUAGCUUCAUUGGAAAGGGAAGUGUGGCCUAAAUUUUGUCGCACAAUUUUGGUACAAAGUCAGUCAACUUAUAGUUGGUGUAUACAUAGAUUAGACUGUGCAAAUUAGACAGUCUACAGAGUCGCCAGAUUUAUUAAAUAGCAUGAGCCUCUGUGAUAAAUGUGGUGCAGUAGAAGAUUGUCUGUCUAAGCUUGCAAUGUCUUAGAAUAAGAGAAUUUUAGUAAAGUCCCUGUAUUGUGUAUAAGCUGUCCCCUUCUCACUCUCUCUUCCAUGUAAAUACCCAAUGACUGGAGAUCUUCCUAAUCUAUACACACACACACACACACACACAUAUAUAUGUAUGUAUGUCAUGCAUGAUGCUAGUAGGUAGAAGAAAAAACUCACAGCUUAAUGGUUCCUCAGUAACCAUAGAUGCUGUGCAGGAACAUGCUGCCAGAAGAAGAGGUGGAUCAACCGAUAGUUAGAUGGACUUCCUCUAUGGUAAAGGCACCUAUAAUAUAGUAACGAAAUUAUUGUGAAAAGUUAACAAAAAGGAUGGAUUCAUGAGGAUAGUGUAUGCCAUCAGAGUGUAACCAUAGACGCUGUGCAGGAAAACGCUGCCAGAGUAAGAGGUAGUACAACUAAUAGUUAGAUGUUUUUUUUUUCUUUCUGUAAUAUAGGAACCUAUAAUAUAAUAACAAGCAUAAAUUGUGAAUAUAAAAAAUGAUAAAGUUAUUUUCACCAUAUGAGAAGUUAUUUAAAGGAGGGAUCCAUGAGAAUAGCAUCAGAGUAUAAAAAAAACCUAUAAAGUAUAAUGUAAAUAUAAUGUCAGAUUGGUGGUAAUAGACAUGCAGGAGGCUGAUGAAGGGACGGACCUCUAGGUACACAGGGGAAAAAAAGAGUUACAGAUAGACUGAAGAGGUAAGUGUGUAGAAUAAGCAGUAAUAGUAAAUGUCCAAAUAGAAGGGGUCUGGGAGGGUCAAAACGUUGGCAUUCUCUCCCUCAGUACUUAUAUUCUGUUAUAAAUGAAUCAUUUCACUAACUGUGAAAUUCUACUAAGCUCUACUAAUAAACUAUUUGUUGACUUGCA